AUGGCAAGUCAAGCAGUUUAUAAACAAUCAAGUGACUGUCCCGGUAACCUUAAAUGGAGUACAAGAGCAACAACCGUAAUUGGUAAUGGUUAUGGAUCGCACUUUGAUCAAUUAAGCUUGCCUUCAGGUCUCUUUAUCGAACCUAAAACACAGAUUUUGUAUGUUUCUGAUAAUACUAAUAAUCGUAUUCAAAAACGUUAUCCAACUGGUGAAAUAAUAACAGCUGCUGGGAAAGCCGAUGGUACAGGUGGAACAACAUUAGAUAAAUUAUGGAAUCCAGUAGAUGUUGUUGCAGAUGAAAAUGAAAAUGUUCUUGUUGCUGAUUGGAAUAACCAAAGAAUUCAAUUUUGGAAGAAAGACGCGAAGAUUGGAGAAACAAUUGCAGGAAACGGCAGUAAAGGAGAAGCAUUGAAUGAAUUUAGUUAUCCAAGUAGGGUUGUACUCGAUUCAAAGAAAAAUAUUAUCGUUGCUGAUACACAAAAUCAGCGUAUUACACGAUGGUCACCCACGUAUGAUCCAAAAACAUCUACUGGUACAAUCAUGGCAGGAGGUAAUGGUGGAGGUCUUAAUCCAUAUCAAUUAAAUAAUCCAUUUGGUCUAUUUUAUGAUGAAUUAAAUCAAAUUUUUUAUAUAUCGAACCAUGACUCACAUUCAAUUACGCAAUGGGUUAUCGGUGAUCAUGAAGCUCGCAAUAUUUAUGCUGGCAUACCUGGAAGAUAUGGAAAUAGUUCAGCUCAAUUGUUUUAUCCAGAAGGUAUAACUCUGGAUACAUAUGGUAAUUUAUAUAUUGCUGAUUGUCAAAAUCAUCGAAUUCAAAUGUUUUGUCCAAACGCUAUAUUUGGUAUUACAAUAGCAGGCACGGGACAACCAGGAAAUAGUAGUCACGAAUUAAGUUAUCCAGGCGAUGUUGCAUUCGAUUCGGAACUUAAUUUAUAUGUUACGGAUACGUUUAAUAGCCGUAUACAAAAGUUUGAAAGAGUAAAAUAA
This is a messenger RNA of Rotaria socialis, 987 nucleotides long. NCBI's taxonomy places the organism in Eukaryota, Metazoa, Rotifera, Eurotatoria, Philodinida, Philodinidae. The record is from the annotation of a GenBank genome assembly.